Messenger RNA from Blepharisma stoltei, 485 nucleotides. The record is from the annotation of a GenBank genome assembly. Lineage: Eukaryota; Ciliophora; Heterotrichea; Heterotrichida; Blepharismidae.
AUGGCUACUCCACUCGUUAGACAGCACAAAAUCAAGAAGCACAGAAGACAAUUCUGGAGAUUCCAAAGUGACAAGUUUAAGAGAGUAGGCCGAAGCUGGAGACAACCUCACGGUAUCGAUAACAGAGUCCGCCGAAAGUACAGAGGAAAUCAGGAUAUGCCUGGAGUUGGCUUUGGAACUGACAAGACAACAAGAUUCGUCCUUCCAAAUGGCUUCAAAAAAUUCCUUAUCCAUAAUGAGAAAGAACUUGAGGUCCUCCUCAUGCACAACAGAUCUUUCUGUGCUGAAUUAGCUCAUUCACUAACGCUCCUUUAAAAUAUUAAAAUAUUCAAAAAAAGAAAUAAUUUUUUUUUCUUUUUGACAGAAAAAAUCAUUUUGAAAAGGUAAGCACAAGAACCAGAAAAAGACUCAUUGAGAGAGCUGCAGAAUUGGACAUCAGAGUGACAAAUGCAAGUGCUCGCUUAAGAACUGAAGAAAAGAAAUAA